UGCAUGCCUUCAAUGCACUGCUGUGGAACGAUCCAAAUGGUCUAAACAUUCCUUCCAUCAGGUUUGGUCAUAAUGUGACAAAAGGGAAUAAAACUUUAUUAGACAGUAUUUCUUAUCAUUUUUGACAUAAAUUUUCACAUAUAGUGUGUAUAUACAAUAAACUGUAGGUAAAAAUUAGUCCAGACCAUUGGACUAGUCAACAUACCUCAGGAAUACUCAUGUGAUAUGGAAAAUCAAAAGACUUUCCAGCCAGAUGCUGAUUCUGCAGUGAUGGAUUCAGAGAUUGGAACACUCCUCAGUUAUACUGAUUGUAUGGAGCAGGAGUAUUUCCAAACACUGGAAUCCUCACCAGAACUCUGUCAUGGGCUUCCAGGAUUCCUAAGAUACAAAAGAGAGUCCCAGGAGAGGAUGUACAGUCAUCAGCCCCAACCUCAACGAGACUCUCCAAUUUGCUGUCAGUUCUGUGGUUCAAGAGCUUGGCCUCCUCUGGAUCCAGGAUAUGCGGAGACACAAGAGGACUUCUGCUGUGGGAACUACAGAGAGUUGUUUGAGAUUGUGGUCCAUGAAAAGCAUCUGUCUACGAGAAGUUCUGAGGCACGGCUUAACAGACCUGGUGGAAUAGAUGACCCCUUCAUCAAUGAGAAUGAAGAGCUACAAGAUAAAGCACAAGAUAGAGGAAAACACAGUUUCAGACAGCAGCAGAGAGAGAUGCAGAGAUAUGACAGAGUUGCUCACUCCAGUUUAUUGGCAUCGACGAACAAUGUGUCUCAUGAUAAAACAGUCAUCAGUUUCCGUCUUUCUAACUGUGCACCCAAAGAGGAUUUUUGGAAAGUUAAAGAGUACAAGCAUGUGGACGAGAUCUCUGGACAAUGGCCAUGUGAUGAGUCUUCUGUACUGGGGUCAGUUGAGUUUGGCUUAACUCAUCACCAGAACAAUUCAAGUUUCUUGGAGAAGUACUACUCAAAUGGAAAUAAAUUCCUCACUGUGUUUCCAGAUGGUUCUGCACAAGUUUUCUAUCCUUCAGGAAACUUGGCUCUCAUCAUUCUCAGCUGUAAAAAGGAAAGGAUCUGUAUCGUACGAGAUGACAUGACGACGACUCUUUGUCCAGUCAGAGCCCUCUUUCAGUCUAAUGGCAGAGCCACUUGUUACCAUGGCAAAGGCAGCAUUUGGUUGAGUAUGGAUGCUUGGGGUGGGCGGUGUCUAGAUGAGGCCGGGAGGAGGAUCAGAACAUGGAGCUGGACAGACCAGGCUCAAACACCAACACCCCUGAGACCACUCUUUCUGGCACUCAACAGAAAUAUAGGGGUUCGGGUUCUUGGGCAACAGUUGGUGUUUGUAUCAUUCCUUGCUUCAGGACAACAAGCCAGGUUCAGAGUAGGCAGCUGUGAGUCGUCCAAAGAACACAACACACCUCCUCAACCCCUCAUGUGCAAAGAGGAGCUAGUACUUCUGGCAUGCAGGGUUGGCCUUCACAUGGCUCUGAUACGGUUACAGCAGUGCCAAGCCUUCCCAUCCAGCCCCACACAUCUGCGGGUCAGACCUCCACCUUUCCUUCACUCGCUGGUCCGAAGGCUGCGGAGUUUGAGCCACAGAGUACAAAUGGAAGAGCCAGACAAGGCCUUUAUCCAGCGCUGUCUGCAGGCCUAUCCAUGAACUGACACAAAACAUGCUAGAAUAGUCUCGUUUGACUUAACGGUACAGUCACAUUAGCAAAAUUACAUGAGAAAAUAAGUUCCAUUGUCUAUUGUAAAUAGUGUUGCGAUUGAGGCACAGCUCACACAGAAGUCACUUUCAAACAAAGAAGCUUGCUAUGGCCAACGCGGCAAAUUUGCUACUUGAACCCAUUGUGAAAUAUGCAUGGGGAAAUCUUUUGCCCUCACUCGAAAUUCUAAUGGCUUGGUGUCCUAUUAGAAUGACUGCUAAAUUGCCUGCUGAAAUAUGCCAAGCAAUGGUAAAUGUGACCAUACCUUGACAAACUUAACAAAAAAGUUAACGAUAGAGGAUCACCAUCAAAAGUGACUAUAGAAGGAUAUCUUAAAGGGAGAGUAAAACCCAAAAAUGAAAAUUCUAAAUUCGAAUCAUUUACUCACCCUCAUGCCAUCACCAUAGGCAUAAUUUGCGGGUGGAACGGGUGGGACAUGUCCCCACCACUUUUUGCCAGGGUCGAUAUUGUCCCCACCACUUUUUGAAACAUCUCGCGGCACGGAUGUAUACUAAUACAAAAGAAACAUCUCUAGUUUAUUAACAAUUCGUUCGUUUGUGUUAAAUAAUAGGCGAUCUGGCGCUGGGAUGUGUCGUUUUUGAAAUCACGUUGAGUGCUCGUUGCCGCUGUUAUCAGUGGCGCAACAGUUUUCUCUUUGCGCUUGUGCACAGUGCGCAGUCUUCACACGGACGAGCGCUUCAGUCUAUGGAUGUUGCGGCCGCAGACUCUAUUCGUUCUGGUGAAAUCACAAACAAAAUGCACAUAAACGUGUCUCUGCUCUUGAUAAACAAUCACUGAUGAGCAUCUUUGGUUUUAAUGAGAAAAAAAUAAAAUAAAUAACACGAGGGCGGAUUAGAACCCAGAACCUCUGGCAUGCUGAACAAAAGUUCUACCUCGAGUCCAUCAGGACAAUUUAAUACCAGAUGCAGAUUUACGUAUUUACUGACUAAUGUAAAUACUUUCGAGACUAACUAUAUAUUGUAUUAUAGUAGAUGUAAGGACGAAACUAUCAUAUUAAACAUGAGGUCUAUGUCAAUAAAUUUUGUGCAUUUAUUAUUAUAAUGAUACACACACAUUCCUGUCCCACCCACUUUUUAAAACAAAGUUACGCCACUGGCCUUCACACAUUUAUUUGACUUAUACCUGAAUGACAUAAGCACAUAUAGUGAAGCUCUCUUUGAUGUUUUACAGAAGCGCAGAGGACUAUAACUUCUUUCAUGAGCUUCACAAUGCGUUUGUCAAAAAAUUUGACCCUCUUGAACGUGCGUACAACAGUUUGCCGUAAGCGAUGGUUUAUAGUUAGAAAAAAGUUUAAAAUAUUAGUAUUUUUCUUACACACACCUAUCAUUUUCUUUCAGAAGACUUUGAUUCAUCCACUGGGUUCAUAUGGAUUACUGUUAUAAUGGCUGUAUGUGCUUUUUAGAGCGUCAACAUUUGGGUGCCCAAUUUCUUGUAUUAUAAGGACUCACAGAACUUAAGUCUGAUCUGAAGAAAGUCAUUCAUAUACAAUCUGGGAUUGCAGGGGGUUGAAUAAAUGCUAAAUUUCAUUUUUGUCGCCAGCCACUUUAAAUGCUGGAGUGCUUUAAAGUUGGGUGGAUUCUGAGUGGCUCAUCAUUCAUCAUCUAGAAAAAAUUAUUCAAAAAGUGAUUUCAGCAAUACUGUUAAUCUGCAUCGUUAUUGCUGCGGUUUGGGCUAUUCUUAGAGAAUGAGUGAUUAUUAAAGGUCUUAAACAUAGAUCUAGACUAUUUCUUUUAAGAGAGAAUUUCCAAUGUUACCUGAACCUAGAUUUAUCAAAAUUAA
Messenger RNA from Ctenopharyngodon idella (grass carp), 3502 nucleotides. Its product is annotated as glutamate-rich protein 6. NCBI's taxonomy places the organism in Eukaryota, Metazoa, Chordata, Actinopteri, Cypriniformes, Xenocyprididae. The record is from RefSeq and is a predicted model, not a curated record.